Anopheles marshallii is the source of this 378-nucleotide messenger RNA. RefSeq names its product histone H2A, sperm-like. Gene Ontology annotation, molecular function: structural constituent of chromatin; protein heterodimerization activity; DNA binding. The transcript has 2 exons. The coding region runs from base 1 to 378 and encodes 125 amino acids. NCBI's taxonomy places the organism in Eukaryota, Metazoa, Arthropoda, Insecta, Diptera, Culicidae. Gene Ontology annotation, cellular component: nucleosome. The record is from RefSeq and is a predicted model, not a curated record.
AUGAAGAAAACGACCAAAUCUUCCCGUGCUGGACUCACAUUCAGCGUCGGGCGCGUAGCGUCAUCGUUGCGAAAGGGAAAGUACGCGGCACGCAUCGGUGUCGGAUCCUCAGUCUAUAUGGCGGCUGUGCUUGAGUACUUGGCGGCGGAAGUGCUAGAAUUGGCUGGAAACGCAGCUCGGGACAACCACAAAUCUCGGCUCACACCGCGUCACAUCCAGCUGGCCGUCCGCAACGAUGAGGAGCUGAGUAAACUGUUGCAGGGAACUACCAUUUCCCAGGGUGGUGUCAUGCCGAACAUCCAUGCGGUGCUGUUGCCCCGCAAAACCGGCACGAAAUCGGCUGAACCCGCUGGAACCGGCCACAGCCAGGAGUAUUAA